CCAGAGUUAAUCAUUUUGUGACGGGCUAAUCAUCCCGCGCCGAUUUGUGACGAUCCAAUCAGCGCCCGCUGUACCUAUAUCAAAGGUAAAAGAACCAUUGAAGGGGCGCUUCCAGCGAUCCUUGGCUACUGCAUUCGUUGCGAUGGUGGUAUUUCACGUGAAGCGCGGCGACCGCAGCGAGUUCCUGUUCGAGACACCGGUCUCUGUCAGCAACGACACGCUGAUCCGAUCGCUGUGUCGCCUGCAGAACCUGCGUCUGCGCCUGUCGACGCUUGCUGACGCGCUGGAGGGCCUUGGCCGCUACGGCGCGGCCAAGUCGCCGCAGAAGCAGGGACUGGACGCCUACCAGGAAGGAGCGGCUGACAAGAAGCGUGGCGAGUUCUACGAGGCGGACCCGCUGGGCCACCGCACGGGUGAAGGCGUGAGUCCGCAACUCAAAGACGUGCUGUCGCGCGUAGCCGCCGACGCCAAGUCAGCGGUGGACAGCAAGGCGCAGGUUGCGCGUCGCAUUUGUAUCGAGGAAGGCGAACUGCUUGAGAAGCUGCAGAAUAUCCGCGGAGCCGUUGCCAUGGCCUUCCCCAUGGGGCUGCCAGCACACGAUCCGGUGACGCUCAUGCUGGACGCUGAACGCGCGGAGGACGCGCUGACCGACUCAUCGGCUGUGCUUGAAGUCAUGCCUGAGGACACGACGGAGCUGUGGUGGGCCGGCAAGCAGUUCUUCAGGGACCAGCAUGUCCGCGACCUCGCUGGAAAGAACGAAAAGUCGACGCUCAUUGUCAAGCUACAGAAGAAAGGAGGCGGCGCUCCGAGUCGGGAGCCUGGAGUGAGUGAGGAGGAGCGCAAAGCAAUGAUGGCAUUCUACUUUAAAAAGCAGCAGGAGCUGCAACAGGCGGCAGAAGACGACGCAGAGGACUACAUGACGUCGUCUUGGGCGGACCCCAAGGCGCUCAAGAACGCGUUGCGCGGCACCGGUAACAUUCGACCCUUUUGAUCGAGCACGCAGCUUGUUAAGCAACACCAUAAUGAUCAUUUUAUCAGUAUUGGCUUGGUGGAUGCAUCCCUGUUAUGAGCUAGGGAUAAACAAAGUCUCACUAGCUGGGAUUUACCAUACAUAACCUCCUACGAACUGCACGACUAUCUGACAGACAACAGUAUCGCUAAUCACGUUUAUGUUCUAUGACGUCGAUGGAGUGUUACAUGUAGAAUUGAAGGCCAGCUAGCCUCACCAA
Messenger RNA from Phytophthora nicotianae INRA-310, 1229 nucleotides. RefSeq lists its product as hypothetical. The transcript has a single exon. The record is from RefSeq and is a predicted model, not a curated record. Lineage: Eukaryota; Oomycota; Peronosporomycetes; Peronosporales; Peronosporaceae. Bases 143 to 991 code for a protein of 282 amino acids. Gene Ontology annotation, biological process: regulation of cilium movement.